This is a messenger RNA of Diabrotica virgifera virgifera (western corn rootworm), 1469 nucleotides long. Its product is annotated as homeobox protein Hox-A4-like. Gene Ontology annotation, cellular component: nucleus. The record is from RefSeq and is a predicted model, not a curated record. The coding region runs from base 119 to 1099 and encodes 326 amino acids. Gene Ontology annotation, molecular function: RNA polymerase II cis-regulatory region sequence-specific DNA binding; DNA-binding transcription factor activity, RNA polymerase II-specific. The transcript has 3 exons. NCBI's taxonomy places the organism in Eukaryota, Metazoa, Arthropoda, Insecta, Coleoptera, Chrysomelidae. Gene Ontology annotation, biological process: cell differentiation; regulation of transcription by RNA polymerase II.
AUACCAAUCGCCGAGUUAUAGGGUGUUUGUCGCUCAUCGCGAUCGCGUGCCCGUAGAAUACGCGGCGACACGCGGUUUCUUUAAAUGGACAAACAUCGAAAGUAGAUCCAGAGGACCCAUGUUCUAUUCCGUUGUUCAAACUGCAGCUUGGUCGCUAGACAUGACAUCUGAAUACAACGAUCAUCUCGCUCCUUUAAUCCCUUCUAAUUCCGAGUGUGCUGGUGAAAAUUUACAAAAUUUUGGCGCGCGCUUUGAUGCUUUUUCCUGGCAUGAACACGUGUAUAGACGGCUCAAUAAUAAACCGACUCCGCAUUAUAUUGAGAAUAUCCUAGGACUUAAAAGUGAACAGUGCGAGGAACAAGACGAUAUGAUUGCUAAUGUUACCAAUCCGCCGAUUAAUUAUCCUGUGAUGACAGCUGAAAGUAAUGAGCCGCUGAAUUUGUCUGUGAAAAAUCAACUUAAGAUAAGAACAAAGACUGCUAAAGACUCUACAAAAAAGAGGAAAAAGACUAUGAAAGAGACUGUUGAAACGAAACCAGCUCCAGAACCUACUCCACCGGUAGCGCAGCCAAAACUAGAAGUAGACGCAACUCCGGAAGAUAUAGACAGUAAAAAUAAGAAGAAAAAAGCUCGGACCACCUUCACAGGAAGACAAAUUUUCGAAUUGGAGAAGCAGUUCGAAGUGAAAAAGUAUCUUAGUAGCAGUGAACGGACUGAGAUGGCCAAAUUACUCAACGUUACCGAAACACAGGUGAAAAUAUGGUUCCAAAACCGAAGAACAAAGUGGAAAAAGAACGAUAACGUCUCCAACAUUGAGGCUGCCGAGCACAAGAAUGUCAGUUCAAAACCAGAAGAGCUCCGCUCACGGACGAAGCAUAGCAUGACCCAUAGCCAAAGUUCAAACUCCAGCAUCGAGAGCGAUACGAAGAGUUCGAUAGCGUCCGCCAUCGUGGAUUAUUCUUCAGAUAAAAACUUCAAAGAUAUACUCACUACAAACCACCCUCCCUCGCCCAGUCCUCAAUUGCCGAAUCAACCGAAUCAGAUAACCACGAGAGACGUUCCAUUCAAUUCUACGUUUGUUAGUCAAGAGCAAUCCUAAGAGUGUUUAAAUGUGAACUUAUGUGUCUUUUAUUCCUUUUUAUAGAUAUUGAUUCCAUUGUUUUCAGAAAAAGAGUUACUUUGAAUUGGUUAGCAGAAAACGGAUAACUGACAGAGCGGAUUUAAUAUUGUAGUAUCUAGAGUAAAAUUUACACAAAUACAGGGUUGAUGAUCAAAAUCCACAAGGAAAAAUUUCCUGCAGCUGUCCGUAUCCCUUUAAUCACAAAUAAAUUUUGAUGAAAAAAUUCUUUAUAAAAGGUAUAUUUACAUAUUUUACAAACUCCUUAAAGGGCCACAUCUAUCACAGAACGUUUUCGCUCUAAGUAGAGCAUCGUCAGUGGUGUUAUCUAAAAUAAGUAUAACCAUAUUCG